Messenger RNA from Lytechinus pictus (painted urchin), 4309 nucleotides. Its product is annotated as platelet-activating factor acetylhydrolase-like. The coding region runs from base 2241 to 3527 and encodes 428 amino acids. The transcript has 10 exons. NCBI's taxonomy places the organism in Eukaryota, Metazoa, Echinodermata, Echinoidea, Temnopleuroida, Toxopneustidae. Gene Ontology annotation, molecular function: 1-alkyl-2-acetylglycerophosphocholine esterase activity. The record is from RefSeq and is a predicted model, not a curated record.
UUUAUGUGAAAUUGCUCACCAAAACAGAAACUGAAUAGGAGUGAAGAAUUUUGAUUCACGGAGAAUAACCACUGAUCUGUUAGUCCUCUCACAUAGAUCAUCACAAGAAGGGUAACUGGACGAUGACGUCAUCAGUCAAGCUUUUUUGUUUUGUUCUUAAUCCGGUUACCUUCUGAAGAAACGCAACUCUGAUUCGGAAUAUUAAUCUCGACGCAUGUAGGCCUAUAUUCAUACGGUACACAUACUUGUAUGUCAACGUAGACCUCGAACGAAAUUCUGGAAAGUUAUUUUGCAGGCAUUUACGUUACCUUUGUUUUCGCGCCUCGUAGGCUAGUGAUUUGAAACCCUGGCGUCCAUGAACAUCACGAAAAGAAAAUAAGCAAUAAUUUAUUGAUUAUCUGUGGACCCUGGAAGUGGAAUGAUUUUGUGCACUAUAUAAUCAUGAUAAUGAGGCAUACCUUAGGAAAUUUAUCAGGAUGGUAAUGAGGAACAUCGGAAGGAGAGAACACUGCGAGCCUUAACUGGUCUGGCCUAUGUCUACACAGCCUGCUAAAAUAAAUAAUUUUCCCUGAACACGACUGAUAUUGUGUUCGUUCAUUCCUCUUUAACUUUUGUUUUGUUUAUAGCUGGGUAAGUAUGCCUCACGGUAUAAAAGCUAGGACAUAGUAAUGUUUGCGACCGGUUCCUGAUAUGUCACCACACUUGCUACAACAGCAUCAUCAAAAGAGGAAUUCUUUGCCUAUUUUUUUCUGCUACUCGCUGAGGGAAUCUCAUAGUAAAAGUGCAAGCAGAAAAAAAUGUCAGUGGGGUUUAUAAUGGGGAUAUGAUAGACGAAUCUGAACAAUACUGAUGCAUGUUUCGGUGACAUUAUUGAAGUGUUAUUGUAUGCCAAUCAUGGUUGUUUAGGCCCGAUCUAUGUCUCCACCAUUACUACCGGGCAUUUAUCUGUACCUUUCUGCUGAAUAAUGAAGAGAGGUUCCCUUGGAAGGGGUGCACGUACUUAAACACAAUUCUGGAUCAGGUCUGAACUCAACUUUACCCUGUUGCCAAGUGGAACCAGUUGAUACAUGAAGAAAGUAUAUGGUUGCUUGUGAUGAAUUACAGAAGUCAGGAGUGCAGAGGAUAAGUUAUGUUUGCUGUAGCUCUUUUGGUCAAUAUAUGCCCUUUCUGAACUGACCUAUUGAUAGGAAAGCUCAGUGUGGUCACCUCUGGCAAGGAGCUCGAGAAAUGGUUGUAAAAACCCCGAUACUAAGAACUAAAUACACCUCGUAGGCUAGUGAUUUGAAACCCUGGCGUCCAUGAACAUCACGAAAAGAAAAUAGGCAAUAAUUUAUUGAUUAUCUGUGGACCCUGGAAGUGGAAUGAUUUUGUGCACUAUAUAAUCAUGAUAAUGAGGCAUACCUUAGGAAAUUUAUCAGGAUGGUAAUGAGGAACAUCGGAAGGAGAGAACACUGCGAGCCUUAACUGGUCUGGCCUAUGUCUACACAGCCUGCUAAAAUAAAUAAUUUUCCCUGAACACGACUGAUAUUGUGUUCGUUCAUUCCUCUUUAACUUUUGUUUUGUUUAUAGCUGGGUAAGUAUGCCUCACGGUAUAAAAGCUAGGACAUAUUAAUGUUUGCGACCGGUUCCUGAUAUGUCACCACACUUGCUACAACAGCAUCAUCAAAAGAGGAAUUCUUUGCCUAUUUUUUUCUGCUACUCGCUGAGGGAAUCUCAUAGUAAAAGUGCAAGCAGAAAAAAAUGUCAGUGGGGUUUAUAAUGGGGAUAUGAUAGACGAAUCUGAACAAUACUGAUGCAUGUUUCGGUGACAUUAUUGAAGUGUUAUUGUAUGCCAAUCAUGGUUGUUUAGGCCCGAUCUAUGUCUCCACCAUUACUACCGGGCAUUUAUCUGUACCUUUCUGCUGAAUAAUGAAGAGAGGUUCCCUUGGAAGGGGUGCACGUACUUAAACACAAUUCUGGAUCAGGUCUGAACUCAACUUUACCCUGUUGCCAAGUGGAACCAGUUGAUACAUGAAGAAAGUAUAUGGUUGCUUGUGAUGAAUUACAGAAGUCAGGAGUGCAGAGGAUAAGUUAUGUUUGCUGUAGCUCUUUUGGUCAAUAUAUGCCCUUUCUGAACUGACCUAUUGAUAGGAAAGCUCAGUGUGGUCACCUCUGGCAAGGAGCUCGAGAAAUGGUUGUAAAAACCCCGAUACUAAGAACUAAAUACACCAUAGAUAACGUAUUAUAAAUGUACGAUCAUCAUGACAUCUUUGCGAGAAACUCGACGUAGGCCCAAAGGUCGAGCAGUGCCAGCAGGCCGCGGACCGUACGAUGUCGGCUGUGGAGACAUAAUGACGGACAUCGUAGAACCAAGUAUACUCUUGCGAUUAUUUUAUCCAAUCGACCACCUCGAAAAUGGGAUUCCAAUGGAGCAACGCCCUUCCUGGUUGCCUAGCGACCAUUAUGCCCAUGGAUUCGCCGAUAUUGGUGGGGUCAAGUUCUUAGGAACAAGGAUUAAGAAGCUGUUAGAAAACAUCAAGCUACCUGCCCAUUGGCAUGGUAAACUGAGUGAAUCCAAGACCAAGUAUCCAGUCAUCAUCUUCAGCCAUGGACUUGGUGGAUGUAGAACAUUAUACACCAGCAUAUGUAUGGAUAUCGCCUCCUGUGGAUGCAUCGUGGCGGCGGUAGAACACAGAGAAAACUCUGCCUGCCAUUCGUUCUUUUUGACUGAAUCUAGCAAAGAUAAAACAAUCCCAACCAAUGGCAAUGAGCAGCAAUCAACGCCGCACUACAAGGCGGUAGACUUCAUAAAAGCACCGUAUGAAGUCGAUGAUCUACGAUUAAAACAGAUCACCCAAAGACGGGACGAGUGUAUCGCGAGCCUCAGCUUUCUUGAAGUUCUUGAUGACGGCUUCAACUACCAAAGCGACAUCGAUCGGGACUUUGAUUUGCUGCAGUUUAAGGGGCGGUUAGACUUAUCAUCUGCUGCAAUUUGUGGCCAUUCGUACGGAGGUGCUACAACGAUUGCUACACUUAGCCAUGAUAAAAGAUUCAAAUGUGGAGUCGCCUGCGACCCAUGGGGCUAUCCUCUUUCUCUUGAUACGAGUUUCCGGUGCAUGGAUCAACCGAUGCUCUUCAUCAACACAGAGAAGUUUCAGUUCAAAGACAAUAUCGAGCAUCUCCUCUGUUUUAUGCCGGAUCCGAUGGCGACGUCGGGACCGAGGCAGAUGAUCACGAUAAGAGGAAUGGAUCAUCAAUGUCAAACAGACCUGGGAUUCGUCUUCCCUCCUUUCAUCGCAAAGAUUCUCAAGAUGCGAGACAAAUUGCAUCCUAAGGUUGCCAUAGAAACCAACAACGACGCCAUGAUCGCAUUCCUCUCAAAGUACAUCAGUUUGGAAAGAGGGGCUGGGAUGACGUCAUUCGAUGCGAUGUCGAACCCACUCAUCAUGCCCGGACACAAUGUUAGGAUGACACCGCCGUGGUGGAAGAAGAAGUUCGGCGAGAAGAAAAAUACUAAGAAAGUCGCGCCAACAGAAGUCACUCUUUGAUGAUUAGAAAUAUCCAUGACAUCGAGCAGUAAUAUUGAGCGGAUAAAAACCUCCGGAAUGACUGAUUUAUUCUGGCCACUAUAGCCAGGAUCACGUUGCAUAAAAUAAAAUAACUAAAGAUCAAUCUUAAAGUCAAAUCUUUUAAAACCAAAUAAGUCUGUUAAACCUUGAUAAAUUUUCACGUACAAGAUGCAAUAACUCGAGUUUGUAUUUUCUGGUCUGAAAGUAAUGCUCCGACUCCGGCAAUAAAUUAUUCGAUACAUGGAAAGUUGACUUAUACGCAGAUUAUAUAGUAUCAUUGCUAUCAAGUGGAACUUAUAAUGUAUUGCAUUGCAUGUAUUCUGAUCGGCUGUUGAGCAUUGGCACCAUGGUAGAAACAUUGGAUGGCAAAUAUAGCCAAGCCUUAGGCAUAACUGUAACUUUAUGCAGUAGGGUCCAGGUCGGACAUUAGGCAAAUCAUGUUUGAACUUUCUCUAACCUUAUUUAACUUCAUUUAUGAUGAUAUUGGCCAGCAUGAAGAGUAGAGGAAUAAUUGAACUGUCUGAUGAUGUAAAUGAAAUAUAACUAAUUUGCAUUUGAAGAAACUUGUGAGAAUCCCGGUUUCCUUUUUUCUGGGACGCACUGCAUAUUAACAUAUUUUUAUUCAUUAUCAUGUUAGAAUACGAUAUGUGUAAGUAUAUGAAGAAUAGGUGCGUAUGUAAUAAAGUUGUAUGAUAUUACGUAAUUUAUGUAAAAUGGAAAUUUCAAUUUUAAUGACAAUAAAUACCUUGAAUCACUAUCUA